AUGAAAUAUCUUCCACUAGUGAUGGCAUUGUUGUGCUUGACUGCCCUUUCAAGAGUAGAAACUGUACAAGAGUUAUUAGAAUAAACUAAGGAGUAAUAUCAUUUAGAAUAAGAUAUUGAUACUCUUAAAUCAAUGCUUGAAGCUGAGUUGGGCAUUAAGUAAGAGAAGGAGACAUCAAAUUAGCUCCCAUCUAUUGCAAAAGGUAUUGGAAUAUAAUAUUAAGAAGAUUCCAUAUCAUAGUCUAUAUUGUUAGCUAAAGUAAUGAAAUCUCAAUACAACUUAAACAAUAGUACUUAUCCCAAUAGCACUUAUCCCAAUAGUACUUAUCCAAAUAGCACUUAUCCCAAUAGCACUUAUCCCAAUAAUACUAAUCCAAAUAGCACUUAUCCCAAUAGUACUUAUCCAAAUUCAACUUACAAUUACACAUAUCAAUCAUAUUCAACCUCAUAUCCAACCUAUAGUAACUCAAGCAACUCAUCAAAUACAUCUAAUACUACUAAUGGAUCAAAUGGAUCUUAUCCUUACAGUAACCUCACCUACAACUAUGCUUAUCCCUCCACUUCUAAUAGUUCCAGCAAUUCCUCAUCCUACAAUACCACCAAUUAGACAUCAACUAUUAACUAUACCAAUGGUUCCUCAAAUUACAACAGCACAAGAAAUAGUAGAUACAUUCCAUCAAGACUAUAAUUAAGAGUUAGAAACAAUUAAAAUUUGGUAUAGGGAUAACUCAAAAAUAACACCCAAAAUGUUACUUUUUACAACACAACAAGUGGAACUUACGAAAGUGUAGUUAUUUAUAAUAACACUGAAAUUUAUUAAAAUCAAACUGAAUCUUACUAUUAUUACUAUGAGAAUAACACCUUGGUUACUUUAGACAGACAAUAUGAUGAUUUUGGUAAUGUGGUAUACAGAAACUUCAACUUUAAUUAUUCUUUGAUCGUAGCCUAGAACUCUACAAACUCAAAUUUCAACAGCUAAUAACAAGCCUUUGGAACACUCGUUCUUACAAAUCAAACAUUUUCAGGAUAAUUUAAUAGGUAUGGAAAUAACUAUGGAAGUGUAUAUUCAAACGACAACAGUAAUAACUAUUAUUAUGAUUAAAAUAAUUAAUUUUAAGGAAAUGCACAAUACUCUAAUGAAGUAGGAAAUUAUUCAUUUAAUGGUAACGACUAUGGAGGUUCAUAUUAAUAUCAAUAGAAUGGAUCCGAAUCCUAUUCGGAUACAUAUAAGUAUAACAAUUAUAGAAAUGGCUUUGUUGGUGCAGACAUUAACCAAAAUACUUCAAACAGUUACUAAAGUUAAACUUAUAGCCAAUCUUAAUACUAGUUAGACAGUAAUUAUAGAGAAGGAAAUAACUCAUCAAUUUAUUAAAAUCAAUUGAACCAAACUAAUAACUAUGCAACCCAAAGUAGUUCUUAAAAUAGAGCAAAUGAUACCAUUUCAAAUUCUCAAUCUGCCUAUGUAUACUAAAGUUAAGGAUAAUAUAAUAGCACCAUCAUCAAUCAUGAUCAAUAUACAGCAAGUGAUAACAAUCAAAAAGGUACAUAGUUUGAAGCAACUUAUUAUAACUCAACUUCUAAUAGUGAUUAUGGUACCAACUAUGAUAAAUUGAAUUAUAACUAUACUAUUAAUGAGAACAAUGGAAAUUAUAUCGAAAAUUCCAGCAACUCUUCUGGAAAUACCAACUUAACCGUUGAAAGUAUUUCAGGAACCCAAGCAAGAAAUGUUUACGAUUAUGACAACUAAACUUUUUCAUAUAUAUCCGGAUCAAAUCAAGACAUUCUUAACAAUACAAAUUCAUAAUACGUUAGCGGACCAAAUACUACAGUUACCACUGUUGAUUCCUAUGUUACAACUAGGAAUUCUAAUAAUUAUAAAAAUAAUGAUGAACCUAUCAAUUUUAGUGGUGAAUAAUAGACAACCCACACUUAAUCAACAAUAGAAUAGUCAAGAUAAUAAUUCAAUCAAUUAAGAGGUUCAAAGAAAUAAGCCUCAGGAUCUUGGAGAUAAAUUGAAACCGCAGAACUUUAACAAUCUAAUUCAAUGAUCAUUGAAGAAGCCAUUAAUGAAAUUAAUACUAAGUUCAAUCCUUAAUAAGAUGGAUAUCAGUUCGAUUCAGUUAUGAGCGUUUAAGAAUAAAUUGUUUCAGGUAUCAACUACAAGAUAUAUUUAAAUUAUUCAAAUCCAGAGUUUGAAUAAUAGAUAUAUGAAGUAAUCAUUUAUUCAAUGUAAUUUUAUUAAUUUAAUUUUAGUCCCUGGUAAAACAGAUCCAAUCAAAUUGUCAAAUCAAUUAGAUUCGAUUAGGUAGAAAAUUGAAAUAAAUGAUUAUAUCAAUAAAA
Messenger RNA from Paramecium octaurelia, 2339 nucleotides. Lineage: Eukaryota; Ciliophora; Oligohymenophorea; Peniculida; Parameciidae. The record is from the annotation of a GenBank genome assembly.